ACGUAAGUGUGUGCCUUAAGAUGAGACAGCAGGGCGAAACUUGGUUGACGUAGCACAGCAACAUCGUAUCAAAGUGUAAUUUAGACUAAUCAGGGAUCUGUUUUGCUUGACGAUUACAUUAUAUAUAACUGUCGAUAAAAGGAGAUAUAUUAUAUUAUUUUUGGUUCUGACUGUCUUAAACGUACGAAGUGCGCGCGUAAUGAAGUGCUCGUGAUCAGCUGAUGCGUCUCGUAAACAAAGUUUUUUGGCCUUGUAAUAAAUAUAAGAGCACGUUGUGGUUAUCAAGAAGAGCAUAAAGUGUUAAUAUUUGAAAACACGGAGUUCUUAUUAAGCCGGUAAGAAGAUUAAAGUCAUGACGGGUAGAGAGGACGAGUAUGACUAUCUCUUUAAAGUGGUUCUGAUUGGCGACUCUGGUGUGGGCAAGAGUAACCUGCUCUCUCGCUUCACCCGCAAUGAGUUCAGCCUGGAGAGCAAGAGCACCAUCGGGGUGGAGUUUGCCACACGCAGUAUCCAUGUGGAGGGCAAGACCGUCAAAGCCCAGAUCUGGGACACGGCUGGACAGGAGAGAUACAGGGCCAUCACCUCAGCGUAUUACCGAGGUGCCGUAGGAGCCCUGCUGGUGUAUGACAUCGCCAAGCAUCUGACCUAUGAAAACGCCGAACGCUGGCUGAAGGAGCUGCAGGAUCAUGCUGACAGCAAUAUUGUCAUCAUGUUAGUAGGGAACAAAAGUGACUUGCGCCAUCUGAGGGCUGUUCCUAUGGAUGAAGCCAAGGCGUUUGCAGAGAAGCAUGGACUUUCUUUCCUGGAGACCUCAGCGCUGGACUCUUCUAAUGUUGAACUUGCCUUUCAGACCAUUCUUACAGAAAUCUACCGUAUCGUGUCCCAGAGGCAGAUGUCAGGGCGUGGUGAAGACAGCUUCUCCCCCAGCUCCAAAGUGGUUCCCAUUACUGUACAGCCUACACAGAAUUCUGGCAAGCAGGGCGCCUGCUGUCAGAAUAACUGAGCUGCUACAGCGCCGCCAUGGGAUCCGGGGGAAAUCGACAACUUUUGUUGGGCUGGGCUGCGAGGUUGACCGUGACCGUCCAACUGCGUUGUGUUCCCUGCGCGUGGUGUGGUUAAUGUAUGUAACGGACUUACUUGGUUAUGGCCAGAAUCAGUGAGUAAUAAUCUUCAAAAUUGGACAAUAAGAGAAGUUGAAAUUCAAUGGAUCAAGCAUUUUCUCAGAACUAAGAGGCCAUGCUUCUUGUUUCAGACUAAUUAGAAAUGAGCAGGUAGCUGGGGCGCUCGGACGUGGCGGCUCGUCUUUUUUUCCCGCUCUUUUUGUCACUGACAGUCUGCUUACAAACAAUGGGCAGGAAGAAUGAGAAAAAAGUGCUUAGAAUGUGUAAUGCUACCUUUAAAUAACUCUUGAAUGGUUUCUGAUCACAAUAGGGAUUCACUAGUGAAAUGAUAUAUUUUUUCCUUUAGUGUGCCACCGCAGAUGUAGUCUGAUAACUUUUUCAUGCAUCUCUACUCCAGAGAAAUUCACACUGGUCAUCAUAGCGCCUGUUCGGUCAAUUCUUACACAGACGCCGCUGUAACGGCUCCUUUGUAUUUAUUGAAUGCAAAUAUGAUCUUGUUUUACUGUG
Messenger RNA from Rhinichthys klamathensis goyatoka, 1628 nucleotides. RefSeq names its product RAB11a, member RAS oncogene family, like (gene rab11al). The transcript has 5 exons. Lineage: Eukaryota; Metazoa; Chordata; Actinopteri; Cypriniformes; Leuciscidae. Bases 353 to 1003 code for a protein of 216 amino acids. Gene Ontology annotation, molecular function: GTP binding; GTPase activity. Gene Ontology annotation, cellular component: transport vesicle; axon; postsynaptic recycling endosome. Gene Ontology annotation, biological process: neurotransmitter receptor transport, endosome to postsynaptic membrane; exocytosis; melanosome transport. The record is from RefSeq and is a predicted model, not a curated record.